GUCUCGUCUCAGUAAUUUCUCUGCAUAUAUAACACCCAAAAGCCACCCCCUCUCUCUCUCAACGCACUUGCCAUUCCUACUUCCAGCUUAGUUUCAUUCAGGCCUACCUUAAAUGACGACAAAGGAGAUAGUGAAUCCGAAGGCAUACCCAUUGGCAGAUGCCCAACUCACCAUAACCAUUCUUGAUCUCAUCCAACAAGCUGCCAACUAUAAACAGCUCAAGAAAGGUGCUAACGAAGCGACCAAGACAUUGAAUCGGGGUAUAUCGGAGUUUGUUGUGAUGGCGGCGGACACGGAGCCUCUUGAAAUCCUUCUUCAUCUACCAUUGCUCGCUGAAGAUAAGAAUGUGCCGUAUGUCUUCGUUCCUUCAAAGCAAGCUCUCGGCCGAGCUUGUGGCGUCACUAGGCCUGUGAUUGCUUGUUCGGUGACGAGCAAUGAAGGCAGCCAGUUGAAAUCCCAAAUACAGCAACUCAAGGAUGCGAUCGAGAAGCUCCUAAUCUAGAGGAUAAUGGAAUCUUUCGGGGUGAUGGGCACUCUCCUGAGGCUUGGACUGAUGAAGUUGUGACACUUUGGGAAAAGUGAGUUCACUCUUCAUAGUUUUUCUUUUUCUUUCCCUUUUAAAAAAAUGAGUUUAGUGUUGUGGUUUCUUAGGAUGCAUCUGUUAGUAGGAUGUUUGAAAACCAUUAUUUAUUUGUUGGAAAGCCAUUAGCAGCUUUAUGUAUUAUGCUACCUUAAAAAACAAAAAGCUUUAUAUAUUAUAGCAGCUUUAUGUA
Messenger RNA from Magnolia sinica, 773 nucleotides. RefSeq lists its product as uncharacterized. Gene Ontology annotation, biological process: maturation of SSU-rRNA; mRNA splicing, via spliceosome; ribosome biogenesis. The record is from RefSeq and is a predicted model, not a curated record. The coding region runs from base 113 to 502 and encodes 129 amino acids. Lineage: Eukaryota; Viridiplantae; Streptophyta; Magnoliopsida; Magnoliales; Magnoliaceae. The transcript has 5 exons. Gene Ontology annotation, cellular component: box C/D methylation guide snoRNP complex; U4/U6 x U5 tri-snRNP complex; precatalytic spliceosome. Gene Ontology annotation, molecular function: RNA binding.